AUGGGCAGCACAAGAGUGGCCUUGCCAGGGGGCGGAGGCAAUAGCUUUCUUCUGCUAUUGCCCCGUCCCCACGUUAACUGGUAUUCAGCCAGUUAAACUUGGGAAUUCUCUCCCUCAAUGAUAGUUUUGAAGGAGGGCCAGGGCAAUUCAUGGAGGAACUAUCCGCUGUACAUCAAGAGUAUCCCGACAGAAAAUGAGCUAAAGUUCCACUACACAGUCCACACGUCCCUUGAUGUUGUGGAUGAAAAAAUCUCUGCUAUGGGGAAAGCUCUUGUGGACCAAAGAGAGCUCUACCUGGGGCUGCUGUACCCAACUGAAGACUACAAAGUAUACGGCUAUGUGACCAAUUCCAAGGUGAAGUUUGUGAUGGUGGUAGAUUCUUCCAACACAGCACUCAGGGACAACGAAAUCCGCAGCAUGUUCAGGAAGCUGCACAAUUCCUUCACAGAUGUCAUGUGCAACCCCUUUUAUAAUCCUGGGGACCAAAUCCAAUCCAGGGCCUUUGACAACAUGGUGACGUCCAUGAUGGUGCAGGUUUGUUGAAGCUUCCGCCUCUUAUUCCAGCAGCUUUCGCCGAGACGACUGGCCCCUGUACAGAAUUGUUUCUUGUGUAUGUUCUGCCUUCUGAAAUCUUGCACUGUAAAAUAAACUCCUUCAAUAUGUC
Rhineura floridana is the source of this 664-nucleotide messenger RNA. RefSeq names its product trafficking protein particle complex subunit 2L (gene TRAPPC2L). The coding region runs from base 118 to 543 and encodes 141 amino acids. The record is from RefSeq and is a predicted model, not a curated record. Gene Ontology annotation, cellular component: nucleus; cytoplasm; TRAPP complex. Gene Ontology annotation, biological process: endoplasmic reticulum to Golgi vesicle-mediated transport. The transcript has 5 exons. NCBI's taxonomy places the organism in Eukaryota, Metazoa, Chordata, Lepidosauria, Squamata, Rhineuridae.